This is a messenger RNA of Eurytemora carolleeae, 3185 nucleotides long. Its product is annotated as BMP-binding endothelial regulator protein. The record is from RefSeq and is a predicted model, not a curated record. Bases 345 to 2795 code for a protein of 816 amino acids. NCBI's taxonomy places the organism in Eukaryota, Metazoa, Arthropoda, Copepoda, Calanoida, Temoridae. The transcript is spliced from 6 exons. Gene Ontology annotation, molecular function: protein binding.
AGUGUGUGUGUAUGUGAGGAGAACUGGUUAGUUGAGUUCUAGUAUUCUACAGAUUCACAUCUAGCAUCUUAGCAGAUAUAUCAUACAACACAGAUAUAUUUAGACAUCAGUGAGAUAUCAACUAUAUUAUACGGCAAACAUACUUUGAUGAGACUCCGUGACAGUGUAGGAGAGAGGGUUACGGAUUCCCCUGGAAGGAAUGGGUUCCCGGGAGUUGAUAUCUCCGAUGCCGCCAGGAAUGGCGGUGGAGGGAGGGGGGCAACCGGCGCCAGCCCUGCUGUCACCACCAAACUUACAAUCAGUUUAUAGAGAACAGUGAUGGUGAGAACAUGCCAUGGUGAAACAUGUGGUUAAUAUUGGUUCUAAGCUUGAGUUUGGUGUCGGGAUACAGUGACCUCAACGGUAGCAACGUGAGGUGUAGAGAGGAGGAGGGGGAAGAGGUUCAUGUUCCUGGUAUCACCAACAUCAAUCCCUGCUAUACCUGCAGAUGUCUCAACAGGAUUGUUCAGUGCGAGGACGCGAGGAGGAAAUGCCCCUCAACCUCCGGUUGCUACAACCUUGAGAAAAAACUACCCGGACAAUGUUGUGAGAAAUGUCAAGGCUGUGUUAUCAAUGGAACCCUGAUUGGAAGUGGAAAAAGCUGGACGGAUCCUCUUAAUCCUUGCUCUCAGCUCACAUGUUUCAGUGGAGUACUUACGGAGGAAAAGAUACACUGUGACGCACACUGUAGUUCUCCUACUCCCCCUGGACCUGGAGAAUGUUGUCCGUCAUGCUCCUCCUGCAGGCUUCAUGGACUGUCUCUAACGGAUGGAGAAAUCGCUCCUGAUCCUGCAGAUCCUUGCAGGGAGUGUCAUUGUGUCCAGGGAAAUAUUGUCUGCCAAAGAAAGUCUUGUCCCGUCCUAUCCUGUCCAACCCAUCUUCAGACCACGCCCCCGGGACACUGUUGUCCUCAAUGUCCCCGUGGAAGAUUUAUGUUUACUCCGAGGGACAUGUGUUUGUUCCAAAGUAACCUGUACAGGAGAGAAGAGGUGUUCCAACCUGAUACCUGCACAUCAUGCACCUGUUCCAAGGAUCUAGUUCCAACCUGUUCCAGGUCUGGUUGUCUCCCAGCUCACACUCCUCCGUCCUGUACACACUCCGGAGCUGAACACCCACACGACACAUCCUGGAGUUCAGAUGAUUGUAAAACCUGUAAAUGUAAUAAAGGAGUAGUAGAAUGUACCCGGAGUGAGUGUCCGUCCUGUCCUCCUGGAACCCAACCCUCUCCACAACCCGGAGAAUGUUGUCCAGCCUGCAGGAAGAUUCCUAAACCUGCGGAGAAGGAAGGAGUCUGUACUGUGUUCGGAGAUCCUCAUUACAAAACCUUUGACGGACGAAUCUAUAACUUCCAAGGUUCCUGUAAAUAUCUCCUAACCAGAGAUUGUUCCGAGGGAAGUGGCAACUCUAACUUUUCAAUCAGGAUUACGAAUGAUGCUCGGGAUACAGUUGCAUUCUCCUGGUUGAGAACUGUCACUGUUCGACUCGGAGAUACUAAAGUGUCGCUGCUGCAAAGAAUGAGAGUCAAGGUUGAUGGGAAAAAGGUCAGCUUACCUUACAUCAAACUCGGAGUUCUAUCUGUGAUGCAGGACGGAUACAGGGUCAUUCUCAGAACUAAUGAAGGUGCUAGAAUUCUCUGGGACGGAGUAAGUUUCCUUGAGUUGACUGUACCUGCUCGAAUGGCCGGCCUGAUGUGCGGCCUCUGCGGAAACUUUAACGGAGACAGAACUGACGAUUUGAUUGGCCGGCAUGGGUCGCUGCUCAGCUCGGGACAGGAGUUUGGAAACAGCUGGAGGGUCGGGGGGAAGAAAGCCUGCUCGGUUCUACCUCGAGAUGUCCCUGCCCAGCCUCCACCCUGUAAACAGAACUGGGACGCAAAUAUCCGUUCUAGUAAACAUUGUGCAGCGAUCAAAUCUCCGGUAUUCCAACCCUGCCAUGCCAGGAUUCAUCCGGAGUUCUACUUCAAGGCAUGCAGGAUUGAUAUGUGUGAGUGCCCAGGCACUCAGUGCCACUGCGAGGUGCUGACAGCCUAUGCACGAGAAUGUGAACGAGCUGGGGUUCGUAUCCCUGGGUGGAGAGAACCAACCGGGUGCAGGAACAUGAUCCCCUUCAAGUACUCCGGGGAGCACUUCUACAGCGGGGAGAUGUCCUCCACCAGUCAGGCAAAUUCUACCAGGAACGAGGUCCUUAACCUCGAGGGCGGAGAGGUCUUUGACGACGACCUGGAUGCCCUUGACCUGUCACGAAUAGGAAUGAGCCAACCAGCCUACAGGGUAGAACCGGAAAUAAAAAUUUCUAAGCAGAAAAAAAGAAAAAGACAAAUGAGAAGGUUAAGAAGGAUGGAACGGAAAAGAGAAAGAGAACUAAAAAGAAAGCAGAAGAAAGAAAAAGAGGACGGAUCUAGGAAAUCCUUGGUCGGUCUUCGGAACAAAAUGGUUGUAAAACGGGUUGAGGGGGAUAAAAAGAAACUGGAUUGGGGUGGGAGCAGGGAGAAGGCCCGUCCUCCAUUUGAGUUCCUCCUCCAUGCCGAGGAGGACGAAAGACAAAGUCGCGAGGUUGAAUACUCCGACGAGGAUCAAAUAGACAAAACAGAGCUGAGCUCUUUUCAGUUAAAAAUGCACAAUAUAGAUUACAGUGAACUGCCUAAUAGCAAAGGCCGGACUCCAAUACCGUUAAUGGAAAGUGAUUUUUUAGAGCGCAGCGCAGAGGCCGCGGAUAUUCACAGGAAAAAUUGGAAACGAAGACGAAGUAUUAAUUGAUUAAUUGCGCUCGUCAGUCCAUUGUGAUAUAAUCUUAUAGUCUUCAACUUAUUCACAAAAUCAAUAAUUGUACCUUAUUUUUAUUAAAUUUUGGUCGUCACCAGUUUUAGGCUUUCUUUUUUGCCAAUAAAAAUUAGUGUCUCCCUAAGAGGGAGCUCUCAAAUAUCAAAAUAGUUUUACAACAAAUAGCAAUUUAACUGUGUAAAGAGUAAUAUUUUUCAGCUUGCCAUGUUCAUUUUCAUUGUUACCCAACAACUUUUUUUGACCGUUUUUAACUUGUUUAUUAUGAUUUGUAAAAAAGAUGUUAAAAUUAUGAAUAUUAUCUGCCAUUUAAAAUGCCAUAUUCUCAAUGUAUGUUUAAAAAUAAAUUUAUGUUGCGUGUUGACUGAU